This is a messenger RNA of Lagenorhynchus albirostris (white-beaked dolphin), 1719 nucleotides long. RefSeq names its product putative UPF0607 protein FLJ37424. The transcript is spliced from 2 exons. NCBI's taxonomy places the organism in Eukaryota, Metazoa, Chordata, Mammalia, Artiodactyla, Delphinidae. Bases 691 to 1551 code for a protein of 286 amino acids. The record is from RefSeq and is a predicted model, not a curated record.
CAGCUGGCAUACUCACAAUGACCAAAUUGUGUUAAUCGUACUUUAAACCAAUACGUCGCUCCACGAUGAAGUUGCAAUAAAUGAUAUAUUUGCUUUCUAGACAUGAAUGAGAUGCCUUACUGGAUAUACUCCAGGAAGGCCAGAGAAACUGGAAUAAUUUACUGGUGAAUUUUUUUCAGGAUAGCCCAUGAUUUAUCUAGAAUAUAAUCUUUACAUAUCUGGAUCCUUCAAAUUAGACCAAAGGGAAUAUCUGGGCUGCAAGCCUCAAUUAGAAGUGUGGUAUGCUGCUAUGCUGCCAACUAGUGCUCCCUGACCUGUAUCUUCGGAGACCAGAACCCAGUGUGGUGGAUGACCAAUUCAUGCGUUGAACAAAAGAAGACCUCCUACAGGGCAGUGUAUGUGUCAUUACAGGUAUGGCACUUAGGGCUAAGUACCAUAAGGACUACAAGAAAACAAACAAACAAAAGUAACACAUGAAGCAUAUAGGAUAAGGAGGCACCACAGUCCAGAGCACAAGCCACUACCAUCUGUAUACCCUGAAGAACAGUGGAAAGUUUAAAUGUUGUUUUAUCAAAUUUCGAAAAAGAAGUGAAGAAAGAACCUAUCUGCCAGGAAGGGACAUCGUGGGGUGCAGCAUCCAGUUGGGUCAGGCUCUGCAUCCCCUGCUCAGAAACCUUCACCGCCUGGCUCAUGGUGAUGCUGGCAGCUGAGCAUCCCUGGAGAAGGUGCUUCAGUCUCCAGGCCUCGCAGAGAAGCUGGGGAGGUCCCCGGAGGAGGCUGGCCACACCCUGGCAAGCUCUGGGGGCUUCUGCACUCAGCUCUGAGCAGCGUCUGGCCUCUGGGCCACUUGCGGGGGAAGGGCUGGCCAAUACAUACACAGGGCUCAAGAUUAGGAAGCCGAUACCAUCCAGUCACCUCCCACUUCCUUCUCCAAAGGAGAGGGAGGUGAAGGUCCAAGAAGAGCCCCAAAGAGGCAUGGCAAAGAUGGAGGAUCACACAGAGACCAAAGGAGAGGACGAUCGGAAGAGGGGCCACCGUAGCAAUCGGGAUAUACCAUUGACAUCUAGGCCCCAGGAGACCAGUGGAGUCCUCACUUGCCUCAAGUGCGAUCCUGAGCCAGUGGACCUCCUUCCCGAGCACCCAGAAGACAACUUGAGUGAGAACGCCCAGAUGUCUCCAAUGAGCUCCUCCUCAGAAAGCCAUGUCAUCUGCUCAGAUGGAGAUCCUGGAGAUGUCCUGCCUCCUUGGAAGCCUGAGUCCCAUGCCAUGGUGUUCUCUGCCCCAACCGCAUGCUGCUCCCUGCUGCUGGAGAGGCUAAAAAAAGAAGUGCUGGGUGAAGACCACCGGCCCAAAUCACCAGGCUCACUGAUGUCUGGAAAGGAGCUGCAGCGUGAAAAAUCUUCAGACAUCCCAUCAAGAAGCUCCUCUUCCCUGGUGUCUACCAGCAGUAGGCCCUGCAAGCAGAAGAUUCCCCUGCCGCUUUUUCUGCUGCUGCCGGGACUGAGGUCGCCCCUGCCGCUGACAAGGGAUCGAGGAACACAACUUUUGUAAACUUUAUUUCUGUCAGAACCUGUCUCGCCAAGCCAUGGCUGGAAGAAUCUCUGGAUACAGAUCAGGGGCAGAGGGUCCUCACUAGCGGCGUCCAGUCUACCCUGCGGAGGCGGUCGGCGUUGAAGUCCAGCAGGCCCUUCCGCAGGGAGGCGCACACGGCGGGCAAAG